AUUUUGAUAGUAAAUUUUCUCAAGCAUUAUCUAAGUUUGCAUCUUGUGUCAAUGCCUCAGAGUCUACUCCCCUUGAACUAGAUGAGGAGAGACCGAGAAAUAGAUAUUGGUUUGUAGAUGCUUAUGGAAGGUAUAAGGGACAAGUUUAUGGCAUUGUAUAA
Molecule: messenger RNA, 161 nt
Organism: Sphenostylis stenocarpa
Lineage: Eukaryota; Viridiplantae; Streptophyta; Magnoliopsida; Fabales; Fabaceae
Source: the annotation of a GenBank genome assembly